Oldenlandia corymbosa var. corymbosa is the source of this 966-nucleotide messenger RNA. The record is from the annotation of a GenBank genome assembly. NCBI's taxonomy places the organism in Eukaryota, Viridiplantae, Streptophyta, Magnoliopsida, Gentianales, Rubiaceae.
AUGUCAUCUGGAGUUGCUGGUUGUACUCAAGUCACUUCACAUAGUGUAGAGGGUCGCAUGGAGGCUCAAGUACAGCUCAUGAAGAGUCAAAUUGACUUCCUACAUGAUGCUUUGGCUGAGGUUAAGAAGGCAAACCGAGACUUGUCUCAAUUGCUUUCAAAUCAGCAAGAUAAAGCUAUGAGCAUAGAGAAUUUGUUUGUGUUGCUUAACAUAGAGAAAGAGAGUGAGAAAAUAGCCUUAGCUAUAGGUUGUUUUCGUUCUAAUGCUUUGAAUUGGUGGAAGCUAGUUUCAAAUAUCUAUUCGCAUUAUUGGUAUCAUAAUUUGGAUGAUUGGCAUGACUUGAGAAAUGCUUUGCGAGAAAGAUAUGCUGGUACUAACACCUUUGAUGAAGCAAAAGUGAAGUUGCUCAAUUGUAAGCAGAAUGGUAGAUCCAUUCAAUCUUACUUUGAGGAAUUAGAAGGGUUGUUUCUGAGUUCAGAAGUGGAUGAGAACGACUACAUGUUGACAGACCGUUUCCACUAUGGCUUGGACAAGUGGUUCAAACAACACCCAAAGAUAAGGAGACAAUCAAGGCUCUAUGAGGCAUACUAUGCUGCCUUAGAAGUGGAAAGAGGGCAUGAUACUUCUUGUGGUUGGAAUGGCCCAAUUGAGGAUCAGGGGGCCAAUCAAGGAAGAAAGGAUGGAUCUUGUGAUGAGAAUCAUGUAGCCUUCCACGGAGGUUCUCCUAGUGAGGGGAAUGAGUUAGUCCUUCAUUCUAGAUUUGGAAUGCCAAGUUUACUUUGCAGGCCAAUCAUGGAAGAAAGGAUGGAUCUUGACUACCUAUGUGAUAGGGAGUUGGUUCAAGAGAGCUAUGAUCAAGGUGAUGAGAAUGUCAUUAACUUUGGGGUGCAAACCAAAGGAGAUGAAGAUCUCAUGGAAAUAAGUGCUGAAGAGUAUCAAGAGAGUUUGACUCUGUGUGCUCCAUGA